Messenger RNA from Photinus pyralis (common eastern firefly), 1318 nucleotides. Its product is annotated as G protein pathway suppressor 2-like. Gene Ontology annotation, biological process: regulation of transcription by RNA polymerase II. Bases 16 to 1095 code for a protein of 359 amino acids. Lineage: Eukaryota; Metazoa; Arthropoda; Insecta; Coleoptera; Lampyridae. The record is from RefSeq and is a predicted model, not a curated record. Gene Ontology annotation, molecular function: transcription coregulator activity. Gene Ontology annotation, cellular component: transcription regulator complex. The transcript is spliced from 4 exons.
CAUUGUUAACGAUUGAUGGCGUACAGAUUUACAGAAACAGAAUAUAGCUGUCAGCUGGCUACUGCUAACCUUAAUUUGUUUAUUUACAUAAAAAUUGCAAAUCAGGAAACUUUCUCCAACGUAGUCAGGCAACCUAUACAGCAAACUAAGAUGCCUGCUGCUGUAACCGAAAAGCCUGACCGCUCGGAGCAGAUGUGGAAAGCGCUAAAAGCCCAUAUUCAACGCGAAAGAGCUCGCAAAAAACAAGAACGUGAGGCUGAAGUCGAAGAGGAACGAUUACGCAAGGAACGAGAAGCUCGUGAACAACAGGAUGUGAUGACUUUAGGUGAAACGCGAGAACAAAUUCAACAGCUUGAAGGCAAAUUGCAGCAAUUAAAGGAGGAGAAACAUCAGUUAUUCUUACAAUUGAAGAAAGUCUUGAACGAGGAUGAUAACCGUAGAAGACAGCUUGUAAAGGAAUCAAACGACAUGCUGACAAUUCAAGCAAUCCCAUCAACUGGUUUGGUGCAUCAGCAGCUGUUUAUCCCUCAAACGGUACCACGCGUUGCAGCAGUUCCGCAACAGAGCUUUAAAGCUGUCAACAAACGUCCUCGAAGUCCAAGUCCACAACCACCACCAGCACCUCCAACCACAAUAUACCAUCAAGCAUAUGCGUACAAACCGCCAACAGUUGCAAGCACGCCUUACCAAGGUUCUCCACAGAAGACGCCACAAUAUGCGAGCCAACCAGGGACGUACUACCCACCUCAAGAGCUCUCGAUCUAUUAUCCACAAGGACCGAUUCCUUCACGUGAGCCUACGCGCGCCGUGUACGAAAAUACAAGGCCGCAAACCUACCACAUUGAGCAAAAACCAUUAGAGAGCUAUACAUUACGACCUCCAUCCUCGCAUGCGCAUGUGAUUCACGCGACGCCGAUGUCUCUCAAUCCAACUCAGGCGCCCACCAAGCCUCCAACGAUUGCGGCCGCCUACCCUGUGCGAAUGCAAACGCAAUAUCAGCAGACGCCUGCGCCCGCUUCUGCGUUAUAUACCACUCAAAGUAGGCCUUUAUAUCAACCUCCGAGUGGGCCAAUGAAUUAUCCCCCUAGAGAGUGAAUUGUUGGUAGAAUUCCAUUUUUAGCAAAUAGUAUUCAUUUAUUCUUCUGGAUUGUGUGGUGCCCUAGUUUUCUGGCGCUUAAAUCGCUGGUAACUCCUAAUUUCAUGUGGUGGGAACGAGAGAUGUGAAUGGAUAUUUAGAAAUUAUUAACCGCUGUGUUUUUAAACAUUUCAUUUGCCUUUUGUAUAUGCAUAACAUUAAUUAUAAUAUUUUUUCAAAAUA